Molecule: messenger RNA, 1616 nt
Organism: Papilio xuthus (Asian swallowtail)
Lineage: Eukaryota; Metazoa; Arthropoda; Insecta; Lepidoptera; Papilionidae
Exons: 2
Coding region: 3-1616 (537 amino acids)
Molecular function (GO): nucleic acid binding; zinc ion binding
Source: RefSeq, a predicted model, not a curated record
ACAUGCGCGCGCUAAUCGAAGCUCUGCAAGCGCCGAAACAUGUCUAUCUCGACAAUCUACCUACGUUCGACCCCGAGAAACAGGACACCGAUGCAAGAUCGUGGUGUGCAACCGCUGAUUUGUGCUUCUCUGAAAAUCCACCAAGAGGCGGCCAGCUCGUGUUAGCUGUUAGUAAGGCCCUCAAAGGUGAGGCAUCCACCUGGUUAUCUCAAAUCGCGUACGAAGGGAUUACAUGGAGAGAAUUCAAAUCACUUUUUAGCGAAAGAUUUGUUUCGACAGAAACUUUAGCAGGUACCCUCAUUAAAUUAAGCGAACAAAAACCAAGUGAAAAAGAAUCACUUCCGGCAUAUGCAAGUCGAUUGAUAUCUUCUUUAACGAAUCGUUGGAAAGAUGUAAACAAAGAAGAGAUAGCCGUCGCUACAGUACUGGCUCACAUAUCGCAGUUUGACACAAGACUUCAACGUUUGGCUUUUACUACGAACAUCGUAUCGCGAGAAAAAUUACAACAAGAGUUAAAUGCAUUCUCUCAAUUAAAACGCAAGUUAAAUACCAGCGGCGAGUCAUCGAGUGCACUUGAUUUUAAACGAGCGAAGUUAACUCUCAAGUGCUUCAAUUGUGGAAAGACCGGCCAUAAGCGAGUAGAAUGUAGAAGCAAGACGAUCGACGUGAAAGGAAGACCUACGACACCGAAGCCGUCAAGCCCAGUGAUGCAGCAGCCUACUCUAAGACCGUUGGUGUGCUACAAAUGUGGCAAAACAGGCCACAUCGCCGUCCGGUGUACCAGCGGCGGCAGCGGCGGUGGCAGCGGCGGCGGGUCGGGCGACGGAGGCGCCGGCGCGUCUCGAAGCGAGCGACGUGUUGAUGUAUGCGUCGUGCAACCACCGUCGGGCACAUUACAACAUAAAGGUUCACUGAUUUACUUUACUUAUGAUUCUGGCGCUGAAUGCUCGUUAGUUAAAGAAAGUUUUGCAUCUAAAUUUAGUGGUAAACGGUUUACUAAUGUUGUUGCUAUGACCGGUAUGGGUCAUUCUCGAGUGUUCAGUACCGAACAGAUUUUGUCUUGUGUUAAAGUUGACGAUCACCAUCUCGAAAUUUUAUUACAUGUUUUGCCCGAUAAUUACCUUCAGAGUGACGUCAUGUUAGGUCGCGAGAUAUUAAAACAGGGUUUUGCUAUGAACCUGAUAUCGACUGAGCUUUGUUUAUCAAAAAUUGUUUACGUAAAUUUGAUGCAUAGCGAUAAGGCAGGUACUCAAGAUUUAACAAUCGUUGUUACGGACGUAGUAGGUAUUGACAAGUUAAAACUUAUGCAAACAUUAGAUCAGUUUUCAGAUUUCUUUAUCACCGGUUUGCCUACGACUCGUGUAAACACCGGCGAGCUUAAAGUUAGGUUAACCAUCACACGAGGACGUGUGCAAGCAGGAUGGCCGUGUCGUAAUCAACGCAACACUAGCGCCACUGCGGCAGUUGAGUUUACUACGGAAAGUGACGCCAGCGCCGUCUGUCGGCGUUCGAUGGGUCAACACCUUACCAGCCGAGGCACGGCAGCAGAACACUUCUCCUGUGGCUGCCGACUGGAACGGACAUUGAACCAUCGCGCGUUACCUACGUUAUCAUAA